Messenger RNA from Rosa chinensis, 1540 nucleotides. RefSeq lists its product as uncharacterized. Gene Ontology annotation, molecular function: DNA binding; zinc ion binding; transposase activity. Gene Ontology annotation, biological process: DNA transposition. The transcript has 4 exons. NCBI's taxonomy places the organism in Eukaryota, Viridiplantae, Streptophyta, Magnoliopsida, Rosales, Rosaceae. The coding region runs from base 56 to 1426 and encodes 456 amino acids. The record is from RefSeq and is a predicted model, not a curated record.
GUUGUCAGCAGUGGGGCUAGAUCCAAAUAACACAACAUAUGUUGUGGCUUAUGCUAUGGUGGAGAUGGAGUCCAAGGAUUCCUGGGAUUGGUUUCUGAGACUAUUGAGCAAGGAUCUGAAUAUUACUGGUGAAGGCAAUGGGUUCACUUUCAUUUCUGACAAGCAGAAGGGGCUAUUGCCUGCAUGUGAAGAAGUUCUCCCUCUAGCAGAUCACAGAUUCUGUGUCAGGCACCUUUGGACCAACUUCAACAAACUGUUUCCAGGGAAGGUGAUGAAGGACCAACUUUGGGCUAUUGCUAAAUCCACUACAAUGGCUUAUUACUGGAAGGAACUGGUACUUAUGAAACAAAUGGAUCCUGGAGCAUAUGACUGGUUAACUGAUCCUAGACGAAACCCUACGCACUGGUGUAGAGCUCACUUUGGCAACAUUCUGAAGUGUGAUGUGCUUCUGAACAACCUAUGUGAAAGUUUUAAUGCUUUCAUCCUGCCUGCUAGAUCCAAGCCAGUAAUUUCUUGCUUUGAAGACAUCAGGGUUAAGAUGAUGAAGAGGAUUGCAAUGAGGAGAGAGAAGAUGAGUAAAGUUUUAGACCCAAUUUGCCCUAGGCCUAGGGAAAUUUUGGAGAAGAACAAGACUAGGUCUGCCACAGAUUGCAUACCAUAUGGGUCUGGCAGCCACCAAAUUGAGGUUGAAAGCAUUGGAGGCAGCAAGUAUGUGGUGGAUCUAGAGAGAAGAACCUGUGCUUGUAGGAGAUGGGAUAUAACUGGUAUUCCUUGCAAGCAUGCCAUAUCUGCAAUCAACUUCAUGAGACACAAGCCUGAAGACUAUGUGGAUGCUUGCUACCUGACAAAUACCUACAUGGCCAUAUACUCUCACACAGUCAAGCCAGUCAAUGGGAUGGACUUGUGGAUUCCAAGUGAUGAACUUGCCAUUCUCCCACCACAGUACAACAGACAGCCUGGUAGGCCAAGGACCAAAAGAAUCAAGGACUCAUCUGAGAAGGAUACUGAAGGUCCCAAGCUUGGAAGGGUUCAGAAAUCAUUGAAGUGUAGCAACUGUGGGGUUUUGGGACACAAUGUCACGACUUGCCAUAGGCACCUUCCACCCAAGGAAAGAGCAACAAAGAAGAGCAAGCUAAACACAGGAGAGGCAUCAUCAACUAGAGCUCAGGCUAAAGGUACCAGAAAGCAUGUGAAGACAAAGAAUGAGCUUAGAGCAAAUGCAAAGCUCAAAGCUGAAAAUCUGAAGAGAAAGAGAGAUGCAAAAAAGGCAGCCAAAAAACCAUCAACUGAAUCAGCAGCCACAUAUGGUACAGCCAAAGGCAGACCACCAAAAGCAUCAUCAAGCAAGAGUAAAUCUGCUUCUGCACAGGCUUCAUCAAGGUCCUCUGUAAGGAUCCGAGAAAAUGCAAAGAAUGCUGGGAAAUAGGUGAAUGUUCUGUAAAUGGGAUUGGCAACCGAGGUUAGGAUUUAGAGAUGCAUGUUGCCAUAUUUUGUGCAACCUUGUGCUGUGUAUGCAAGGUUGCUAGGUCUAAUCUUUUGC